Messenger RNA from Melampsora larici-populina 98AG31, 1261 nucleotides. RefSeq lists its product as uncharacterized. The record is from RefSeq and is a predicted model, not a curated record. The transcript is spliced from 7 exons. Gene Ontology annotation, cellular component: ribonucleoprotein complex; cytoplasm; nucleus. Gene Ontology annotation, molecular function: mRNA binding. The coding region runs from base 91 to 870 and encodes 259 amino acids. Lineage: Eukaryota; Fungi; Basidiomycota; Pucciniomycetes; Pucciniales; Melampsoraceae.
AACUCCCCCACUUCCUCUUCGAUCUGAUCGUUUCCACAUUUCCAACACCGUCUCAUCUCCUACAACUAGCUUACCACACACAAACAUACAAUGUCAUCUCCUGGAAGGCGACUUUACAUCGGCCGUAUACCGCAAGAAGCAACUCGCACAGAUAUCGAGAAGUACUUUGGCCGGUAUGGCACUCUCCUCGAUGUCAGAAUCAUGGCUGGUUUUGGAUUUUUGGAGUAUGAUCAGGUUCGUGACGCUGAAGAUGCAGUCCACGACUUGAAUGGACGAGAGUUUAUGGGUGAUAGACUUAUUGUCGAGUUCGCGAAAGCCCCUCGCGGUGGUCGCGAGAUGUAUGGAGGAGGAGGUGGUGGGAGUUAUGGUGGAGGUGGCGGACCCCGUCGCAGCGGGUUCCGAUUGAUCGUUAAAGGAAUUUCGCAUGAGACCAGCUGGCAGGAUCUCAAAGACUUUGCCAGACAGGCUGGUAAUGUCAUUCGUGCUGAUGUUGACCGCAACAUGCCUGGAGAAGGUUUAAUCGAAUACUCAUCGCAAGAUGACGCUGAUAACGCUUUGCGCAAACUUGAUGGAACAGACCUCAAGGGCAUGGUAGUGACGUUGUUUGAAGAUCGACCAGGAGGUGGUCGUCGUGAUCGCUCUCGAUCGCCCAGCUACCGUGACCGGGGUGACCGAGGUGAUCGCGGUGAUCGGGAUCGCCGAGGUGGGUACGAUCGGGAGCGCCGUCGAAGUCCGCCUUCCCGUGAUGAACGGGAACGAGAUCGCGACCGUGGUUAUGGCCGAAAGGACAGGGAUCGCUCCAGAGAUAGAUCCAGGGAACGAUCUGCCCGCCGCGAGACGGUGGAUGAACCUGAAAAAGCUGCGCCUUGAUGUCUGAAUCGAGGCACGGGCAUCAAAAGAGACCAACAAGAGUCUUGUCAAAACAAGUCGACCGACUAUCUGCUCUAUAGCCAUCGACAAAAAUUAGACGUAUUUCAUUCUUAAAACAAAACCUUUGUGUGCACCUUGUUGUUGAAUCCUACUUUGUCCGGGAUUGUUCAAGAAAUUGUGGAUAAAUCUCAACUAAUUUUCUCUCUUUGUUCACUUUGUAUGUGCCAAUGCGAUAUCAGUUGAGGCAGCUUUUCAUAUUUACUUACAGUGAUUGCCUGCUCAUUGAAUUAGAUCCAAUGCUCAGAUAGGAUCAACAACAAAUCAUCACUUCAAGUGACUGCCAAUUGGCUCCUGGUUCAACAUGACCACCGUUUCAUCCCGUGCAACUGAU